CCUGGCGAAAGGAAGGGAGGGGUUUGAUGAAAAUGAUACCGACAAGAACUUCUCCCUGCAGCAGGCCUUUAGUUUUUUUUGUAGCUCACCGUGCUCGAGCUCUUAAGUUUUAAUAGCCGCCUGUGCGUUUUGGUGUGGAGCCGUAUGCAUCGAAUUAAAAGCUGCAUUUUGUUGAGUUGUGACUUGUGGGAUUUUAAGAUGUGGUUUCCUGUGAAGCGAGCAAAAAUGUUCCGCAUUCUUGACAUGAGUGACUCGGUGUGGACACCCACCAAAACAGGACAAAUUCGGUAGGGAAGAGCGCGUGAAACAUUAGACAAGGACCAUAUUGGAGAGCUCGCGCAGGGGGUUACACCGGAUGCCGUUUUUUCGACAACUUUUUUUCGACAUGUUACUCCACGUUAACAACAUGCUUAGCUUGUUGAGAAGUUGAUAAUGACAAAUAACAGUUGCAGAGACAGUUCGUCACUUCCUCCUGAACGGCUCUUACUGUCACGACCUCCCCCUUUAGAAAAGAAACGGCGUCAAGACAGCUGAACUAGAAUAAAACCGGAAGUAGUAACUUCUCUCUUUUAUAAUUAACUACCCUGCCUAGCUUGUUGCGCCUUCUGUGUGGUUGUCAUACAGCCUGGACUUUACUCACAAGCAGCGAAAAGUCAAAUUUGUCCUCCAUAUUUCCUUCUCGAACGUCUCAACGCGACCGUUAAUAAAACUUUAUUUUGAAAGUUUGAAAAGUGAGCGGAUGUUUGGCUUAAAUCCGGGUACUUUGAUGAUGCUGUGUUGUUAAUGGUUAUGUAUGCGCGAAUGAGACGUAGAAAGACUCCAGAUAUUUAGUUAACUGCAGGUUUACCACACUCGGAUGUGCUGCAGCAAUGUUACUUUUUCUGUGUAACUGAAAUGACAGCAACUAUUGCCAGGAGCCGAGAGCUGAAGCCGACUGCAUUACCAAUAUCAAGGAGUUUUUAAAAGGAUGCUCGUCCUUGAAAGUGGAGGGGUUUGAACCAGAGUGGCUAUACACUGGCGAGAAUUUUGGCAAGGUGCUGACCACUUUGAUGGCGGUCAACUUUGCCACACAAGAAUGUGCUGCUGAGAGGUCAUGUUCGCAGUCCGGCGCUCACUCUCCUAAUCAGUUGACAUCUUCACACACACUCUCCAAAUCCAAAGGCUCUCUGCGUAGACAAUCCAAAUCGGUGGAGAUGCCUGAGAACGGUGGAGGCGGGCAGCUGAUGGUGAAGGCUCGCUUCAACUUCAAGCACAACAAUGAGGACGAGCUGUCAUUCAACAAAGGCGACCUGAUCCAUGUGAUGCGGCAGGAGGACGGCGGAUGGUGGGAGGGCUCACUCAACGGCAAGACGGGCUGGUUCCCCAGCAACUACGUCCGGGAGAUCAAACCCUGCGAGAAGCCAUUGUCUCCUAAAGGCACUCAGCUGACCAAGAACUACUACAGUGUGGUGGUACAGGACAUCUUGGAACACGAGCGGGAGUUUGUCAAAGAAUUACAAACGGUGCUCAGUUGUUACCUACGACCCCUGCAAGCCAGCGACAAGCUGAGCAGUGCAGACAGCGCCACCCUCUGUGGAAACCUGGAGGAGAUACUCGCCUUCCAGCAGGGACUGUGUGUGUCUCUGGAGGACUGUACCAAAGUCCCAGAGGGCCAGCAGCGAGUGGCGGGCUGCUAUUUAAACCUGAUGUGUCAGAUCAAGAAUCUGUACCUGGCUUACUGUUCCAGCCAUCCCUCAGCUGUUUGCAUCCUCACUGACCACAGUGAGGAACUAGACAAGUUCAUGGAGAGCCAAGGAGCCAGUUCUCCAGGGAUCCUGACCCUGACCACCAGUCUCAGUAAGCCCUUCAUGAGGCUCGACAAAUACCCCACGCUGUUGCAGGAGCUGGAGAGACAUGUGGAGGAAGCCCACCCAGACUAUGCUGACAUUGUAAAGGCAACGGUAGCAUUCAGGAGCCUAGUGACGCAGUGCCAGGAGCUGCGGAAGCGCAGGAACCUGGAGCUCCAGAUCUUGUCAGAACCAGUGCGUGGCUGGGAGGGAGACAGCAUGAAGAGCCUGGGUUACGUGGCCUACAUGUCCCAGGUCCACGUAAAAAAUGGGUCCAGUGAGGAAAAAGAGGAGCGCUACCUAAUGCUUUUCCCUAACGUGUUAGUCAUGCUCUCUGCCAGUCCUCGAAUGAGUGGCUUUAUUUAUCAGGGAAGACUGCCACUGACAGGCACCACAGUAACAAGACAAGCAGAGGAUGCAGACAAUGGCUACUAUGCCUUGGACAUUACAGGAGGCAUGAUCGAUCGUUUUACAGUGUUCUGCAGUAGUGCCCAGGAGUUACAAGAAUGGCUGGAGCACCUUCAGCCCUUUACCAAAGGAGGAAGCCCUGCAGGAACCAUCUCAAAGACUGUAGAGGGCAAGCCACUGAGCAUGGUCGGCACCCCCACUCACCUGUCCCACCUGGGCAGCCUCAGCGCCGUCAGUCGAGGCCCCCUGGAACCGCCAAAGAUCAGCAAGCCCUGGUCUCUCAGCUGUCUGCGCCCCGCGCCUCCCCUCAAACCCUCUGCUGCACUGGGAUACAAAGAGAGGAUGUCUUAUAUCAUGAAGGACUCCAGCAAGAGCCCGCGGCCCAUGAAGAAGUUCCUGCCAGGCAAUAGGAAGAAAGAGCGGAAGCCCUCUGAUGACGAAGUUCAAACGAGGAAAAGCACGGUGGCGCUGGAGGAGGACGCUCAGAUACUGAGGGUGAUUGAAGCGUACUGCACAGGGGCCAGCCUGCAUCAGGCCACCACAGGUGUGCGUUUAUCGGUGCGGAAAGAGUGCGUCCCUCAGGUGCUUCUGCCAGAGGAAGAGAAGAUCAUUGUGGAGGAGAUGAAGAGCAACGGGCAGACAGUUAUUGAGGAAAAGAGCCUGGUUGAUGCUGUGUAUGCUCUAAAAGAUGAGGUUCAUGACCUGAAAAAGGAGUAUAAGUGGAUGAAGCAGUUUCUGGAGGAGGAGCAGAAGUCUCGCAAAGAGCUGGAGAGAGUGGUUCGAAAACUGGCCAAGCAGAAGAAUGAUUGUGCUUGGGAGGACUGCGGCCACUGAACACAUCCACACAAUCAUCCUCACCCUCGUGUGGCUCCGUAUGCGUGUGUGUGGGUACAUUUAUGUAAGCGUGCUUGUGGAGGGUCAGCUGUGUGUGUGUGUGUGUGUGUGUGUGUGUGUGUGUGUGUGU
Anarrhichthys ocellatus (wolf-eel) is the source of this 3198-nucleotide messenger RNA. It is a transcript of the gene arhgef6, whose product is annotated as Rac/Cdc42 guanine nucleotide exchange factor (GEF) 6. The transcript has 22 exons. The record is from RefSeq and is a predicted model, not a curated record. Gene Ontology annotation, cellular component: lamellipodium; cytoplasm. Gene Ontology annotation, molecular function: guanyl-nucleotide exchange factor activity; protein binding. Lineage: Eukaryota; Metazoa; Chordata; Actinopteri; Perciformes; Anarhichadidae. The coding region runs from base 1050 to 3068 and encodes 672 amino acids. Gene Ontology annotation, biological process: lamellipodium assembly.